Molecule: messenger RNA, 5158 nt
Organism: Rhinopithecus roxellana (golden snub-nosed monkey)
Lineage: Eukaryota; Metazoa; Chordata; Mammalia; Primates; Cercopithecidae
Gene: ADAMTS17
Product: ADAM metallopeptidase with thrombospondin type 1 motif 17
Exons: 24
Coding region: 84-3578 (1164 amino acids)
Biological process (GO): proteolysis; extracellular matrix organization
Cellular component (GO): extracellular matrix
Molecular function (GO): metalloendopeptidase activity
Source: RefSeq, a predicted model, not a curated record
UAGGGCUUCACUCCGGCUGGCGCCGCCGCCUAGCGCGCUCCUGCUUCGCCGCCACGGUCCGGGGGCUGCCGGUCCCGGGUACCAUGUGUGACGGCGCCCUGCUGCCUCCGCUCGUCCUACCCGUGCUGCUGCUGCUGGUUUGGGGACUGGACCCGGGCACAGCUGUCGGCGACGCGGCGGCCGACGUGGAGGUGGUGCUCCCGUGGCGGGUGCGCCCAGACGACGUGCACCUGCCGCCGCUGCCCUCAGCCCCCGGGCCCCGACGGCGGCGACGCCCCCGCACGCCCCCAGCUGCCCCGCGCGCCCGGCCGGGAGAGCGCGCCCUGCUGCUGCACCUGCCGGCCUUCGGCCGCGACCUGUACCUUCAGCUGCGCCGCGACCUGCGCUUCCUGUCCCGAGGCUUCGAGGUGGAGGAGGCGGGCGCCGCCGGGCGCCGCGGCCGCCCCGCCGAGCUGUGCUUCUACUCGGGGCGUGUGCUCGGCUACCCCGGCUCCCUCGUCUCGCUCAGCGCCUGCGGCGCCGCCGGCGGCCUGGUUGGCCUCAUUCAGCUUGGGCAGGAGCAGGUGCUAAUCCAGCCCCUCAACAACUCCCAGGGCCCAUUCAGUGGACGAGAGCAUCUGAUCAGGCGCAAAUGGUCUUUGACUCCCAACCCUUCUGCCGAGGCUCAGAGAUCUGGGCAGCUCUGCAAAGCUCUAACAGAAAAGAAGAAGCCGAGGCGGGGCAGGCCUUCGCGGGACUGGCGGGAGCGGAGGAACGCUAUCCGGCUCACCAGCGAGCACACGGUGGAGACCCUGGUGGUGGCCGACGCCGACAUGGUGCAGUACCACGGGGCUGAGGCCGCCCAGAGGUUCAUCCUGACCGUCAUGAACAUGGUAUACAAUAUGUUUCAGCACCAGAGCCUGGGGAUUAAAAUUAACAUUCAAGUGACCAAGCUUGUCCUGCUACGACAACGUCCCGCUAAGUUGUCCAUUGGGCACCAUGGUGAGCGGUCCCUGGAGAGCUUCUGUCACUGGCAGAACGAGGAGUAUGGAGGAGCGCGGUACCUCGGCAAUAACCAGGUUCCUGGUGGGAAGGACGACCCGCCCCUGGUGGAUGCUGCUGUGUUUGUGACCAGACUUCCCUCUUCCUAUAAAGAUGACAGUCAUAGGAUUUGGGCUCACCUUACUUACUCCAGUGUGACCACAUCUUACCUCGAUUCCACCUGCAGUGACCUUUUUUCCACGAAGGGUCACAUUCACAGGACAGAUUUCUGUGUACACAAAGAUGAACCGUGUGACACUGUUGGAAUUGCUUACUUAGGAGGUGUGUGCAGUGCUAAGAGGAAGUGUGUGCUUGCCGAAGACAAUGGUCUCAAUUUGGCCUUUACCAUCGCCCAUGAGCUGGGCCACAACUUGGGCAUGAACCACGAUGAUGACCACUCAUCCUGCGCUGGCAGGUCCCACAUCAUGUCGGGAGAGUGGGUGAAAGGCCGGAACCCAAGUGACCUCUCUUGGUCCUCCUGCAGCCGAGAUGACCUUGAAAACUUCCUCAAGUCAAAAGUUAGCACCUGCUUGCAAGUCACGGACCCCAGAAGCCAGCACACGGUACGCCUCCCGCACAAGCUGCCGGGCAUGCACUACAGUGCCAACGAGCAGUGCCAGAUCCUGUUCGGCACCAAUGCCACCUUCUGCAGAAACAUGGAGCAUCUGAUGUGCGCUGGACUGUGGUGCCUGGUAGAAGGAGACACAUCCUGCAAGACCAAGCUGGACCCUCCCCUGGAUGGCACCGAGUGUGGGGCAGACAAGUGGUGCCGCGCGGGGGAGUGCGUGAGCAAGACACCCAUUCCGGAGCAUGUGGACGGAGACUGGAGCCCGUGGGGCGCCUGGAGCAUGUGCAGCCGAACAUGUGGGACGGGAGCCCGUUUCCGGCAGAGGAAAUGUGACAACCCCCCCCCUGGCCCUGGAGGCACACACUGCCUGGGUGCCAGUGUGGAACACGCGGUCUGCGAGAACCUGCCCUGCCCCAAGGGUCUGCCCAGCUUCCGGGACCAGCAGUGCCAGGCGCACGACCGGCUGAGCACCAAGAAGAAAGGCCUGCUGACAGCUGUGGUGGUUGAUGAUAAGCCAUGUGAACUCUACUGCUCACCCCUCGGGAAGGAGUCCCCACUGCUGGUGGCCGACAGGGUCCUGGACGGCACACCCUGCGGGCCCUACGAGACUGAUCUCUGCGUGCACGGCAAAUGCCAGAAAAUCGGCUGUGAUGGCAUCAUUGGGUCUGCAGCUAAAGAAGACAGAUGCGGGGUCUGCAAUGGGGACGGCAAGACCUGCCACGUGGUGAAAGGUGACUUCAGCCACGCCCGGGGGACAGGUUAUAUCGAAGCUGCCAUCAUUCCCGCUGGAGCUCGGAGGAUCCGUGUGGUGGAGGAUAAACCUGCCCACAGCUUUCUGGCUCUCAAAGACUCCGGUAAGGGAUCCAUCAACAGUGACUGGAAGAUAGAGCUCCCCGGAGAGUUCCAGAUUGCAGGCACAACUGUUCGCUAUGUGAGAAGGGGGCUGUGGGAGAAGAUUUCUGCCAAGGGACCAACCAAACUACCGCUGCACUUGAUGGUGUUGUUAUUUCACGACCAAGAUUAUGGAAUUCAUUAUGAAUACACUGUUCCUGUAAACCACACUGCGGAAAAUCAAAGUGAACCAGAAAAACCGCAGGACUCUUUGUUCAUCUGGACCCAUAGCGGCUGGGAAGGGUGCAGUGUGCAGUGUGGAGGAGGGGAGCGCAGAACCAUCGUCUCGUGCACACGAAUUGUCAACAAGACCACAACUCUGGUGAACGACAGUGACUGCCCUCAAGCAAGCCGCCCAGAGCCCCAGGUCCGAAGGUGCAACUUGCAUCCCUGCCAGUCGCGGUGGGUAGCAGGUCCGUGGAGCCCCUGCUCGGCGACCUGUGAGAAAGGCUUCCAGCACCGGGAGGUGACCUGCGUGUACCAGCUGCAGAACGGCACACACGUCGCUACGCGGCCCCUCUACUGCCCGGGUCCCCGGCCAGCGGCAGUGCAGAGCUGUGAAGGCCAGGACUGCCUGUCCAUCUGGGAGGCAUCUGAGUGGUCACAGUGUUCUGCCAACUGUGGAAAAGGAGUGCGGAAACGGACUGUGGCGUGCACCAACUCACAAGGGAAAUGUGAUGCAUCCACCAGGCCGAGAGCCGAGGAGGCCUGCGAGGACUACUCAGGCUGCUAUGAGUGGAAAACUGGGGACUGGUCUACGUGCUCAUCGACCUGCGGGAAGGGCCUGCAGUCCCGGGUGGUGCAGUGCAUGCACAAGGUCACAGGGCGCCACGGCAGCGAGUGCCCCGCCCUCUCGAAGCCUGCCCCCUACAGACAGUGCUACCAGGAGGUCUGCAACGACAGGAUCAACGCCAACACCAUCACCUCCCCUCGCCUUGCUGCUCUGACCUACAAAUGCACGCGAGACCAGUGGACGGUGUAUUGCCGGGUCAUCCGAGAAAAGAACCUCUGCCAGGACAUGCGGUGGUACCAGCGCUGCUGCCAGACCUGCAGGGACUUCUAUGCAAACAAGAUGCGCCAGCCACCGCCAAGCUCAUGACGCGCAGCCCCGGGGGUCGCUCAAAGCUCAGACUCGAGGUCUGAAACCCGCCCACCCCCAAGCGUACCAGCCUUGUGACCAUGCCCCCACAAGGCUACCACAAGAAUACAACUGCAUAGAACAUGAGUGUGGACUUGACGUUUGCCAUUAAAGCUUCUGUACUUAAUAUAUUGUUAACAGCCACUGGAUGGCUUUCUACAGUGAGGAAAAAGUAGGCAUGAGUCACAAAAUAACUUUAAUUUCUAGGAUUCCAGGUACCUCGAAGGGAAGCACCUCUGGCAGACAACCGUCAAGAGAGAGACAUCUUUUAGUGUUCCUGUCUUGGCUCGCUUUCGACAUUUGAAUUCCCAGUGCUUGGUAUAUCAUGGAGGAAACAUCCCAAAAAUGAGACAUGUUAGAAGAGGCUUUAUUCUGAAAGCCGGCGACACCCUGGAGGGAGGGGCAGGUGUUGGUGAGCCUCUACCCAUGGCGGCUGCUGAGCCCACGUUUUCUCUUCAUCUACCUUCUUGACCACAUGAGAACCAGGACAUUGCCUCCAUGCCUGUCUCUGACAACAUAGUCUCUAAAUCCUAGGUGUUGCCUUGGAAGUCUCGUCCCUGAGAGUGUAAAUCUAUGUAUGCCAACGAGGACAACAGUGCCACGCAGUUCACACCACCCACAUGGGAAGAAUGUUCCGAGAGAGUCUGGGUUUGGGGAAGCAUCUAAUUUUCAGAGCUCUGCUGUCCACCAUGUAGGGAAACAGAAGGGCCUUUCUUCAAGGUGCUGUGAAGUGGGAAACGGUAAUUGCGGUGAUGGGGUUGCUGCCUAAGGCAAAGGUAAGCUUGGGCCAGCUUCGUUGGGGCAGAUGGGCACCUGGCCCACCUUCCGGGAGCAGCCACUCUGGCCCGCACUUCCUAAAGCUUUGCACCUUAGAGGUGCUGUACCACAUCCCAGUGGCUUUCUUCCAACCUUGGCCAUUUAUCUGAAGACGACAUUUGGGACCUCUGAGGACAAAAACCCAGGCCUAGGAUGUAUAGAGCAAGGCCUGACUGCUCUAUCCUGGCACGGAGCAGCCUGAUGUGGCAGGACCAGGGGAGGAACACCAUCUGGCCUGCACUGCUGCACACCCACUGAGCCUUCCUGUAGCCCAGACUUUGUGGUAGCCAUUAUCAUCACGCCUGUCAUCAUUGACCCAUCUUCUUGGUGAGUCAAGGAUGAUGCAUGAUGAAGGUCCUUCCCUCCUGCAGCCCCCUCACGCCUGGUAGCAGAUGAACAGAGUGGCCUCUUUGAGAACACAGAGGAUGGUAGAACUCUGCCUGCAAGGAGGCUGGGAAGGCUGGAAACAGGGACCCUAGAUGCCAGGAGGCCUGUUUUGGUCACCAACUUGGUGGGCAUUUCAUGGGUGCUUAUGUUCUAGGACUUUACCGUAAGAAACACACCUCCUCCCUGAUUUCAGACAGAAGGUCUCACUUGGACUAAUUUCCAUGGGAUCAUCUCCCAGUGCUUCUUGAUUUAUUGGUGCUGUGUUUCUGUGUUUUGUUUUGUUAGAUGUUACAACAGUAGAGUUAGCUUAAAUCAGAAAGAAACCUCUCUGCCCUCUC